This is a messenger RNA of Thamnophis sirtalis, 1396 nucleotides long. The record is from RefSeq and is a predicted model, not a curated record. NCBI's taxonomy places the organism in Eukaryota, Metazoa, Chordata, Lepidosauria, Squamata, Natricidae.
AUGACUGAUAUUGUUUUGCUGGAAAUCCUUUUUAGAGGUAUAGCUAUGUUUGUAGCAAAGCUCAAUGAUGCAUCGUUUAAAAGGUUGCACAAUGCCAUGACUACAGUUGCACUUUACAAUGCUGCAUGCUAUUGCAAUGCCUCUGUCCUGAACCAGACUCUGUUCUCUAAUCUCAGCAGUUUUGAACAGCAAUCGGAUGUGGAAUCGGGGAACUGGUCCCUCCUGACCAAGGAUCAGUGUAUGCAACUAGGGGGCCAUCUAGUGGGCAACAGUUGCAACUACGUGCCUGACAUCACUUUCAUGUCCUUCAUUCUGUUUCUGGGAACGUUGUUCUGUGCUAUGGUCCUGAAAAAAUUUAAAUCAAGUCGCUAUUUUCCCACUGGUGUAAGGAAGCUAGUGGGCGAUUUCUCCAUUAUUCUGACAAUCCUCAUCUUCUGUGGAAUUGAUGCUGCUCUUGGAUUAGAGACACCAAAGCUUCUUGUUCCAGAAACAUUCCAGCCUACAAAUCCCAAGCGAGACUGGCUUGUGUUUCCAUUUGGAGCAAAUCCCUGGUGGAUAUACUUAGUGUCUUCAGUACCUGCCAUUCUAGUUACCAUCCUCAUCUUCAUGGAUCAACAGAUAACAGCUGUCAUUCUCAAUCGCAAGGAAUAUAAACUGCAGAAAGGGGCAGGAUUUCAUCUAGAUUUCCUCUGUGUUUCCCUACUGAUGAUUGUUACAUCGUUUAUGGGUUUGCCCUGGUAUGUGUCCGCCACAGUCAUAUCUCUGGCGCAUAUGGACAGCCUUAAGAAAGAAAGCACUACCAGUGCUCCAGGAGAACAGCCAAAGUUCCUCGGAAUCAGGGAACAAAGAGUUACAGGAUUGAUGGUCUUUAUUCUCACAGGAUUGUCUGUGUUUCUUGCUCCUGUGCUCAAGUUUAUCCCAAUGCCUGUGCUGUAUGGCAUUUUCUUUUAUAUGGGUAUAUCUGCACUUAGCAGUAUUCAGUUCAUGGAGAGACUUCAACUCUUGUUGAUGCCUGCUAAACACCAGCCAGACUUCAUUUAUCUACGCCACGUUCCACUACGCCAAGUGCAUCUUUACACCUUCAUUCAGAUCUUCUGCCUUGCUGUCCUGUGGCUCAUUAAGUCAACUGCAGCUGCCAUUAUCUUCCCUUUAAUGCUGCUGGCUCUAGUGGGUAUUCGGAAGGCAAUGGAAUACAUCUUCUCUCUACAACAUCUGAGUUGGCUGGAUGAUAUUAUGCCAGAAAAAGACAAAAAGGAGGAAGAAGAAAAGCUGAAGAGGAUACAAGAUCAGGAUGAGAGUGACAGUGAAGAUACUGAACUUAUGUACCAAGAAAAAGGACCAGAAAUCAAUAUCUCUGUGAACUAGAUGAAGAUAUCCAUCAGCUGACAAGCCAAAG